Messenger RNA from Morchella importuna, 477 nucleotides. RefSeq lists its product as uncharacterized. The record is from RefSeq and is a predicted model, not a curated record. NCBI's taxonomy places the organism in Eukaryota, Fungi, Ascomycota, Pezizomycetes, Pezizales, Morchellaceae. The coding region runs from base 1 to 477 and encodes 158 amino acids. The transcript has 3 exons.
AUGCCGCAUGCAGUUGGCCGUAGUAUAUACUUGCACUAUAACUAUUCAGCUGCCAGCUUCCAUAAGCAGCUUGAAACUCCAAAGACUACUGAUCUGAAUCUUUCGAGAUGGCAGUAUCUGCGUUGUCUAGGAUUCGCAUCACGGCCAUCAUCACCCGCUGUUGAACCGGGCAGCGGGCUGACAUCACUUCCAACUAUCCUUGGCAUUGCGGAAAUGACCAAACUUCCGUUUUUUGUGCACGACAGGUUCUUCCUUCCUCUCAAUGAUUGGAAUGCCACCGGAUUAUGCAAAACGUCGCCAUUCUCGGACCGCAGUUUGGAAAAUGUUAUCUGUGUGAAAGAAAAGAAAUUUAAGUUUGGGAAGACUUCAACGUAUUUUUCCGCCUUGCUUAAUCACCUCUCCAUAUCUACCACUAUCGAUACUAUCAACUGCUGUGAACAAUUGCACUACAUUGUCCAUCAUGCCAUGCAGCUCUAG